Mercurialis annua (annual mercury) is the source of this 1166-nucleotide messenger RNA. Its product is annotated as ethylene-responsive transcription factor ERF027-like. The transcript has a single exon. Gene Ontology annotation, molecular function: DNA-binding transcription factor activity; DNA binding. The record is from RefSeq and is a predicted model, not a curated record. NCBI's taxonomy places the organism in Eukaryota, Viridiplantae, Streptophyta, Magnoliopsida, Malpighiales, Euphorbiaceae. Bases 70 to 726 code for a protein of 218 amino acids. Gene Ontology annotation, biological process: regulation of DNA-templated transcription.
UUAACUUUGUUUUAUCCCCAAUUAAUUGUAGUAUUAUAUAUUACUAUAUAAAAUUCCUAUUUACAUUUUAUGGCCAGUCCAAAUACGACCCCGCCCCAAGAAUACCAACCACCACCACCACCAAAUAUUCAAAUACCAAACUACCCACUUGUUGAGGAACCAUCUCCACGCUCCACGUCACCGUAUCCAUCUCGUGGAGCGGCCCGAUCACCAAGUCAGACAGGAAGGCACCCAGAGUAUAGAGGGAUACGCUGCCGGAGCGGGAAAUGGGUGUCAGAGAUCCGUGAGCCACGCAAAACAACGCGAAUAUGGUUAGGUACGUACACUACACCUGAAAUGGCAGCCGCUGCAUACGACGUCGCGGCGCUUGCUCUGAAAGGCCCCGGCACCGCUCUUAACUUUCCAGACUCUCUUUUUUCAUACCCAAUACCGGCAUCCACUGCUGCUUCUGAUAUAAGAGCUGCUGCUGCUAGUGCAGCUGCUGCCAGACAGCUCAGGCAAGAAAGCGGGUCAAAUCCGGACAGGGGUCAAAAUGAACUGCAAGCUGUUGAGAAUGCAGUUCCGGAAGAUCAUUUUAUUGAUGAAGAAGAUAUUUUAAACAUGCCGAAUUUGCUAGUGGAUAUGGCGGAAGGAAUGAUGAUGACUCCACCCAGAAUAAAUGCGCCAUCGUCUGAUUAUUCGCCUGAGAAUUCUGAUGCAGAUGGACGUCUAUGGUCUUAUCAGUGACAAAACAACAACAACAAAAGUUGAAUCCCCAGUUCUAUAGAAAGACUGGGAUCGAAUUAAAUGGAGCAAUGUAUAUGCUUUUGUUGAUUCUACGAACUGGGUUUUGCAUUAGAUUACAAUAUAAUUAAAGUAGCAGAAAAACUGGUGGGAACUCCGUGGUUGCAGUGGCUGGUAGCUUGCAAGUGUCCAUUUCAUGUUUGUAAUUUCUGUCGAAAUGGACUUAGAUGAGUCUUUCUUGAGCCAUUAUAUUCUCCAUUACCAAAAGGAUGAAAAGAAUGAGCUUUUAUAAUUUCUGUCGGGAAUGACGGUUUUAGAAACUUGUAUUAUUUCUGUAUAACUUAUUAGUUCCUGUAUGUAAUCUUUUUAAGUUUUUUUUUUUUUGCUUUCCAAUGCGAGCUCUGCAGUUGACCUAAUGCUAUCUAUCUAUUGAUUUCUACGUA